This is a messenger RNA of Dromaius novaehollandiae (emu), 1713 nucleotides long. It is a transcript of the gene RMP64, whose product is annotated as nucleolus and neural progenitor protein. Gene Ontology annotation, biological process: positive regulation of Notch signaling pathway. The record is from RefSeq and is a predicted model, not a curated record. Gene Ontology annotation, cellular component: nucleus. Lineage: Eukaryota; Metazoa; Chordata; Aves; Casuariiformes; Dromaiidae. The transcript is spliced from 9 exons. The coding region runs from base 28 to 1632 and encodes 534 amino acids.
ACGUGACCCCGCCCCACGCUGGGGAAGAUGGCGGCGCCCGAGGCGGCGUGGAACCGGCUGGACGUGCCGUGGCCCGCGAGCAGCGCGACGGUGGCUCUGCCGGGCCAACACCCUGCAGUGCGUUGGCUGGCGGCGCUGCGGCGGCGGUGCGAGGUGGCCGUCGAGCGGCUGUCGGGGCGGGCGCUGGUCGCCGAGGGACGCGUGCUGCGCGCCGUGCUCUACGUGUACCACCGCAGGCUGCUCCGCCACCGGCCGUUCCUGGCCCUGCGGCAGGUGGAACAGUGCUUGAAGCGCCUGUGGAAAAUGAACUUGGUGGGUUGCGUUGAGACCCUGGCAGAGCUGAUUCCCAAGAAAAAUAAACCCCAAGCCCAAGGAGAGUGCUUAGUGCCCAGCCAGCCCAUGAUGGAAACAGUUGCUGUGAAGGUAUUGGGAGGUUGCAAACUCUUACUACGUCUACUGGAUUGUUGCUGUAAAGCAUUUCUCUUGACGGUUAAACAUCUCUGCUCGGAAGAAUUCAUACUUUUGAACACUGUGGCUUCAGGGCUGUUGAGCCGGUUAUGGAUUCAGUACAGGUGUGUAUUGCAGAGCCUCAUUUCCUUAUACGGGGUGUUGUCGACAUCACUGCAUCUCGUGUCGAAGACCCAACAGAUGCCUUAUAUCAAGGGAUUUACCUUCCCUUCUGACAUCAGUGACUUUCUUGGAGUUUCUGUCUCUGCUGAGGUGAAGAAGAAAAAGGCUAAAACACUUACAGCCACAAAAGCUGCCAGCUGGCUGAAAAAGCUCUUCCCAGCAGCACCAGAGGCAGCAUCAGAGGCUGGGAAAAAGAGAGAUUUGGUGACCUGCACAAGUGUUGUGGAAAACAAGAACAUCCCAUGCCCCACAGACAUUGGAAAGCCAGUUCUGGUUGCGAGGGCCAGCAGAGGGAAGCACCUUGGGUUUGAUGUGAAGAGCUUGCUUAGACCAUCCAAACAUCCAGCUCAAGAGGAUAUAAGUGUCAUGUCAACGCCUUCUAAAGCAGAGUCAGUGUCACUUUGCUGUCGUAUAGCAAAAUCACAGCAUACUAGAUCUCUUGUACAGAUGUUUCAAAAAGCUACCUCUUUUGGGGAAUUGUCAGAGGCACUCAGAAAAGCUAUUCUGUGGUGCAAGGGCAACAAACUCAAAUCAGCAGCUUAUUUUCUGCGUAACAAGUUAUUGAAAAGCAACCGGCUGCACCAUGUGGAAGCUCAAGGAUGCAGCUUGCAGAAGAAACUUGGCUAUGUCAAAACAUCCGUCUGUAAAUACCUCCUCUCUGGCUCACAAAAUGCGUGCCGGCCAAAGCAGUACCGUGGGGCAUGGUCCUGUCAAAGAAAGAUCAAAUGGUCCAAGCUGUUGAAGAAAACUUCGAAGCCUGUUCAGCAAAAAGCUUCUGAGCUUUCUGGAAUCUGUGACAGCAGUUCUUCAUUCUUCCUCCCAGUUUACCAAGCUGAGUCUUUGGGUCAUGAAGGAGGUACCAAUGCUGAUACAGCCGCUGGAGAACUAAGCAAACCAGGGACCCCUAUGCGGCUGCUGUUGGAAGAAAACCCUGGCUCUAUGCUGAAAGAAGCUACUGAGAACAUGGAUAUUGAUUCUAUUUUUGCAGCAAUGGGUGUCUGAUCCUGGGCUGGGACCAGGAAAGGGGUUAAGUCAUUCUGAUCUUGUUUGCUUUUUUUCUAAUAAAAAUCCUCAGAACCCUGA